CUUAUUGCGAGACUAUUGUUUCUAGGAUCUGUACGUUUUGUCGUAUGUAUCGUAUCGGCGAACACACCUGGCUGCGCUUCCGCACCCACUUCCGCAAUAGUCGACACCGACAGCUUGGCACGGGCGGGGGCGCGGAUCAUCGACACUUUGCAUUAGAAAAUACCAACAUCGACCUUGAAAGCGUUUAGCGAGGUGCGGGGAGGUAAUGUGACUCUUCCACAUCAGCUCACUUUGCCCUUCUUUGCGGAGAUUGCGGUGCCGGCGAGGAUGGAUUAGUGGAAUGCCUCAAACGUUGACAUCGAGAUCGUAGGUGUUUGCGACGUGUAUUUACCAUCGAGGAAAUGUAAAUAUCGAACAGCAGAACUGCUGCGCAUUCCUGUACUUGAUAGUCGUUUGUCUCACCUUCGAAGAAGAUAGACUUCAGCAUGAGCAAACUAUCCGCUCAGACACUGUCCCAGCUUUCGCAAGCCGCCGACGAUGCAUGUACAGACCAGAUAGCUGGUAUCCCGGGUGCGGUGGUUGUGGUUGUCGGUAAGGAUGGCAAGGAACUCUUCUCCCAUGCAGCCGGAAGACGUGGAGCAGGCAGCCAUGAGCCUAUGACCCUCGAUAGUGUGUUUUGGAUCGCAUCGUGUACGAAGAUGAUAGUGGGCGUUGCUGUGAUGCAGCUUGUUGAGAGGGGUGUAUUAAGCUUGGAUGACUCGGCGCAGGUGGAAUCGCUUUGUCCAGAACUGAAAGCGGUUCAGGUCUUGAAGGCCGAUGGAACUCUCGUGCCGAAGAAGCGAGGCAUCACACUCCGCAUGCUGCUGUCUCACACUGCAGGAUUUGGAUACACCUUCUUCAAUGAGAAGCUAAGAGACUUCAGUCGACCCGCGGGUUGGGACGAAUUCUCCGGGUUAGAGUUCGACAUCAAGCAGCCGCUCGUGCAUCAACCCGGCGAGGGUUGGGAAUAUGGGCUCGGCAUCGACUGGGCAGGAAAAGUAUUGGAAAGAGCAACAGGCCGUACGCUUGAAGAAUACUGCCAGGAAAAGAUUUACGCCCCGCUCGGACUGAAGAAUGUUUCCAUGAAGCCGCACGCCGAGAUGUUGAGAAAUUUGGCAUAUAUGAACAGCCGAGAUGGAAACGGAAAGCUCUCAAGGAGGGACCACCUGCUGAGACGCCCUUUGUUACCAGACGAGAGCCAUUCACCUAGCUUCUUCUACAGCGGGGGAGCCGGGUGCUUUGCAAAGCCCCGAGAAUAUGCCCAAAUUCUGGCAAUGCUCCUAAAUGACGGCACGUCGCCCACGACCGGCGCACAGAUUCUCUCCCCGUCAACCGUGGAAAUCAUGUUCCAGAAUCAGAUCACCCAAUUUCCAAACUUCGCACGUCAAAGCAUCCCGGCUGCGAAGCCGGAUCUGACAAACGCUAUACCGGAGAUAUAUCCCGUACCUGGCAAUGGCCCGCAGGGUUGGGGGUUGACAUUUAUGUUGAGCGGUGCAGGCGCAACCGGAAGAUCUGCAAGCACUGCAUUUUGGGCAGGCCUACCUAAUCUUUGGUGGUGGUGCGAUCGAGAGAAGGGGGUUGCUGGCAUCGUCGCCACGCAGCUAUUGCCUUUUGCAGACGGACAAGUAUUGAAUCUAUGGGGUAAGAUCGAGUCGGCGGUCUACCAGGCUUUGUAGACUGGAGACUAAUACGGACGUUAUAUAUGUCUGUGACAGCAACUGUGACGUGGGAUGAGUGUCGUGACGCGGGAUCGGAGUUGUGCGGUUGAUACUAAGGAUCGAUCGGUAGAAAGAAGCCGAAGAUGCGCUAGUCCUAAAGUAGAAUGGCUGAGCACCGAUAUCAAUCAAAGUG
Alternaria alternata is the source of this 1830-nucleotide messenger RNA. RefSeq names its product beta-lactamase/transpeptidase-like protein. NCBI's taxonomy places the organism in Eukaryota, Fungi, Ascomycota, Dothideomycetes, Pleosporales, Pleosporaceae. Bases 426 to 1655 code for a protein of 409 amino acids. The transcript is spliced from 4 exons. The record is from RefSeq and is a predicted model, not a curated record.